GCGAUCACGUGAGCGGCUGCGCUCGCAACAUGGCGGCGGCCGUGGGGCUGCUGCUGCUGCUGCUACCGCUACCGGUCGUGGCCGGCGGCGGCGGGAGGAGGGUGUCCCUGCAGUACAACCCGGGCUGGAACGGCUCCUCGGUGAACGUGCUCCACGUGCGGGCCGUGGGCGCCGCGGACACCCUGCACUAUGUGUGGAGCAGCAUCGGCGGCCCCGCCGUGCUCCUGCUGGCGACCCGGGGCAGCAGCAGCGCCCUGGGCAUCGACUGGAGCCGGCUCCUCUCGCCUGACCCCGCCGGCGCCGUCUGGAUCGAGCCCCCCGGCAGCGUCACCCACGCGGCCGCCGUUGUCUUCACCAAGGUGUUCGAGUACAGCGAGGCCGGAGCCCAGGAGGAGCUUUUCUACCCCACCUACGACCUCUCCAACUUCACCUGGGCCAGCAUCAAUCACACCCUGAACCACACGGCGCUGACGGCCGAGUUCUCCGGGGUCCCGGCUGCUGAUCCCAGUGGCAGCUUCUCCAACGGCAGCCUGGCCUUCCGGGUCACAGCCUACGAGGCCGGCGGCCGCGACGAGGCCCUGCCCAGCCUCCUGCACACAGCGAACAGCUCCAAGGUGGAGUUCGUCCUGGCCGGGGUGGCCCCGCGGGGCAACGGCUCCCGCUUCGCGCUCCAGGUGGCGGCGGUGGAGGAGCCGGGGCUGGCACCGGCGCUGCGGGCGCUGCGCUCCAUUGAUGAUGAGUACACCCCGACCGUGUUCGAGGUGCUCUCCCUGGCAGCCCAGGCCCAGAACGAGAGCUCAGCGCGGAGCUUCCUGCAGUGGAAAGCGACCGCCUACGGCUCCCGGUGGCCCCGGCGCGAGGACCGGAUCCGCUGCCGCUCCCAGGGGCUGCGAGCGGCCGACUGGAGCCUGCUCACAUCCAGCCUCGUCCGGGCCUACUUCGGGGACGGGGCCGGCAGCAGCCACGGCGUCAGCGCCGUCAACAUCUCCUUCGGCGGAGAGGAGGGGGAGGUUUACGAGGAGAAGCGGUUCCUGAGCUGGUCGGCGCUGCUGGGCUUCGGGCCGCCCCCCCAGGACACCUUCUCCCCCCUCGUCAUCUCCAUCAUGGCCGUGGCGCUGGGCACCCCGGUGCUGCUGCUGCUGCUGGGCGGCUGCGUCCUCCUGUGCGCCCGCAGGCGGCGCUACUCCGAGUACGAGCCCAUCAACUGAGCCCCAGGCCCACCCUUGGC
Molecule: messenger RNA, 1228 nt
Organism: Neopsephotus bourkii (Bourke's parrot)
Lineage: Eukaryota; Metazoa; Chordata; Aves; Psittaciformes; Psittacidae
Gene: GLMP
Product: glycosylated lysosomal membrane protein
Exons: 6
Coding region: 30-1208 (392 amino acids)
Cellular component (GO): lysosome
Source: RefSeq, a predicted model, not a curated record